This is a messenger RNA of Penicillium soppii, 1470 nucleotides long. RefSeq lists its product as uncharacterized. The coding region runs from base 1 to 1470 and encodes 489 amino acids. Lineage: Eukaryota; Fungi; Ascomycota; Eurotiomycetes; Eurotiales; Aspergillaceae. The record is from RefSeq and is a predicted model, not a curated record. The transcript has a single exon.
AUGGAUCAUGGAGCGGGCUCCCCGCUGUUCGUAGCCAGCGAAGCCCUCUGCUACUACCCGAUCUCGACUAUCUACAACUCAUGUCCACGAUACCUCUUUUAUGCACUUCUCCUGGCAAGCUGUGUCACUCGAUGGACGGGAUGGCUGGCCGACGUUUUUCUCGGUGCUGCGGCAACAUACGCAGGAACGGCGGCCAUUCAAACUUUCAUCAUGGUUUCUAGCUUCCAGAAACCCCAAGACCCAGGGCCUGUAUCUAUCCCCUGGAUUAGCUCGAACUCGAGUCUUCUGAAGGAGUUUCCUUCCAUAAUCACUGAAGCAGAUCAUGUGAUGGUUUCGCCUGCUUCACUUGAGCUGGAUGCGGAUGCCGUUCUCGCCAUUGUCGUUACUGGCUACCUCGUAUUUCUACCGCUGCAAUGUUGGUCUCGCAUAUUGACACACGACCGAGCGCGCAAUUUACUCUUUUACGUGUGGAAUGCUCUUAUGCUUGCGGGCUCGAUCUGCGCCCUCGUCUACGCUGCACGAACGCCGAAAUUGCCGAUUCAAUACAUGUUUUGCUAUCCUGAUAUUCCUCCCUACAGCGACACCUCAAAUGAUGGCUGGCAAGCCUCGUGGAGGACCUCCACGUGGAACACCAGUGUUUGGAACACUUUUUCCAAUAUCUCGCAAUGGGGUCUGAUAGGAGAUAUCUGCUUCAACCCUUGCUUCAACACCACUCAGAUUCUUCGACAAAGUACUUCUUUGCAUGCAACUAGUUCAACGGAUGACACGGCGGCCCCGACAUCCCACGGGUUUUGGAAGGCAAUUCUUUACUCGAAACGAUAUAUCUACAGCCUUAUCAUCCUCUGUCUCAUACUAAACUGUGUUCUUUUGACAUAUAGAUUUCUUCCAUAUCGAUCGCGAAUUCCAUCCGCUCAGAUCGUGGUCCUCUGGAAAGACCGGAGAGCUAUCUGGAGCAGCUUCAAGGAGGAAGUACGGAAUGCAAUGAAACCACCGCCUAUGGAUCUGGAUACCGAUCUGGAUACAAAUCCAGGGGAGCUCGAAGGGACAGCUGAAGGGAAAUCAAUCUGGCGCCGGAUGCAACCCAUUCUCACUAGGCGCUUCCUGAAAGCCUUUGUGCAUGUAUCUGUUGACGCCACAAUCCUUUUUGGAAUACUCUUCAGCAUGAUAGUCAGUCCUUUCACCAUCGUCGCGUUCGUUGCCUGGAUCGAGUUUCAGAUCUACAAUGACGGCCCCUCGCAGGAGAGCCCGCGACAGGUUGGCCAAUGGGCUUACCUAGUCUCUAUCGCUUUGCUGGUGAUUUCGGCCGGUAUUUUGACACUAAAAUAUCGCAUUGCUUCUUCAAAGGAGCUGGAGAAUGAGAUUUCAGAGUUGAAGAAACAUUUGGAUGAUUUAGAAAAGACUAAAGAGGCGCGGUUGCAGAAUGACGCAUUUGAAUUUCGAUCCCUUAGGGACCAUAUCAAGGGAGGUUAG